CACUUUGACUUAAUUUACCCUUAUUUAUAGUCUGGGCUUUUUAUUUAUUUUACUUUCUUCUUUCUUCCACAUUGCACUGACAACAAAUAUGACAAUGAAAAGCAAAUCAGUUAGAAUUCAAUCAGAAGAUGAAGUUCACUUGAUACCAGAGAACCCUGAUCCUUUGGUAAAUCCACUCCUUCCUCCAGGUGCAAGCCAUUCAAGAAAGACGUCUAAAAAUGAUGAGCAGCCUUUCUAUAGUAUUCAAAUGCAACAAGAAGACAAUUUUUUCUAUGAUCCCAGCAAUGGAAAUCCUUAUUCCACAACUACCAAAACCCAAUUGGAUACUUCAAAUCCUUUCAAAGAUCCAGAAUAUGGACGAAAAACUAUUGUGUCCGAACCUACGACUUAUGUCGAUGAUGCCACUAGAAUCACACAGGAAUUAGAGGACGUUGAGGAAAAGCAAUUCGAGCAAGAGGAAAGAGACUUAUCCGGGACAGCUAAUACCACUAACUCUUCUACUCCCGUUGCCUCCGUUAGAGGUGAUGAUCAUGACAGCGAUAGAGAAUUCAACUGGGAUGAUGAUCCUGAUCAAGUUAAACCAAAACGUAGAAAAACUGCAAGAGAAAGAUUUACUGCAGUUAUGAAGACGCCUUGCUGUUGGCAUUAUUUAUCUCCAUUGUUGAAGAGGGUAAUCAUUGCUAUAUUAGGCUCCUGUAUGUUUAUUAUCAUUGCCAUUGUGAUUUAUUUGACACUUCCGGAACCUACUGAAAGCCAAAAGCUUGAUCCAAAUUUCAAAAAUAUUCGGAGUAACGUUCAAUGUUGGAUGUAUUGGGCGGCCUUUAUGUGGCAUAUCUACUGGGGUACCACUUUUAUUUUGGAUAUUGUACCAUCUACUGUAUCAUUAUUCUCUAAAUUGUUCCAUGGUAGAAGAUCCGAAAAAGUUAAGUCGUAUAUGGAGUAUUACAUGAGUUUGAAAGGUUAUUUAUGUUUGAUUCUACUAGCUUCUUGGAAUCUAGGUUCCUGGGAGUUUUUAAUCAACUAUCCUUUUAAUUCUAUCAAACUGCAUUCCUAUUCGGCCGUCAUAUCAAAAGUAUUUGGGUGUUUAUUAGCUGCCAGCGGCCUGUUUUUUGUCCAAAAGGCGAUUAUUCAACGCAUUGCCGUUAAAUUUCAUCGUACUGCUUAUGCGGAUAGACUUAAAGAAAACAAACAAAGUCUAAGCUUUUUGGAUACCCUUAGUAAAUCUGAGAAGAAAUCUCGUCCCGGCUCAUCGACUCCAGGUAUUUCAAAUCGGAACCUUAGAAAGCGUAGAUCUUUAAACAAGAAUGGCCCACCUGAAUCCAAACAUAACAGCUCUUCCAGUCAUGAUGAAAAAGCAAAUGGCGGUAGUAGAAAACCUCGUCCAAUGACAUUAAAUGACGACGCCACUGAACAAGCCUCGACUUUUAAUAUGUUCAAGAAAAGUAUAGCGAAUAUUGUAUUAGCAGACAAGCCAACUGCUACCACUGGUCGAGUAGAUAAAAACAAGAUGGACAUCAAUUCUGAUGAUUAUGCUAAGAAGGUUGCCAGAAAGCUGUUCUAUUCUUUGGCCUAUCCUGAAGGUUACCACGGUCAUGAAGAAGAAGACAGAAAGUAUUUGGAUAUAUUUUCAUUUGUACCAUACUUUAGUGAGCAUGAUCAAGCCACAGAAGCGUUUAAGGUGUUCGACAAAGACGGAAAUGGCAAUGUAUCCAGAAGAGAGUUUCGUGAUACUGUGAUACAAAUCUAUCGUGAACGCAAAAGUCUUGCGCAAUCAAUUCGGGACACUAGUCAAGCACUUGGAAAAGUUGACACCAUUUUGUUGGUCAUCUCCUCUUUGAUUACCGUGGUCAUUUGUUUAUCCAUUUUCCGGGUUGAUUUUUGGGCCGCUUUAAUUCCGUUUGGUACUCUUUUAGCAGCGCUUACUUUUGUUUUUGAUACAUCUGCAAGAUCUUUAUUUGCAGGCAUCCUGUUUCAGUUUGUCACACAUCCUUAUGACUCCGGAGAUCUAGUCAUGAUUGAUGGUAACUUCAUGUGGGUUGAGAAUAUUGGUAUCUUGGGCACUGUUUUUGUCGGUGGUGAUGGCACACAACAGUAUGUUCCAACAACUGUUCUUUUAACAAAAAUUAUCUGCAAUGUCCGUCGUUCUGGUAAUAUGGGUGAAUCUUUGGUAUUCAAUAUUGAUUUUAGAACUGAAAAUGACUUGAUUUUGGUCCUUCGUGAAAGAUUGCUUGAAUGGGUACAGUCUCAAUCACGUGACUUUGGUCCUGGCUUUGAUUUGCGCGUUAAAGAUAUUAUAGAUAUGAACCAAGUUAUUUUAAAUGCUUGGUUGCCUCAUAAAGGAAAUUGGGUUGAGCUUGAUAAGCGAUUUCAAAGAAAAACAAGGUUUUUACUGGCCUUGAAAUCGAUUUUAACCGAACUCGACAUCAAAUACGAACUACCUGCCCAAAGGAUUACUUCCAAUACUGACAACAAUCCUUUCCAAAAUACGCAACCCAGAGCACAAAUCUUUAAUGAACAAACCAGGGGUACCUAAAUUUUGUAUAACGAAAAACUCAAAGAUGCCAGUGCCUGUUUAUUUAACAUGUACACAUACAUAAAUCAUUUUUUAUACCCCCUAAAUUCCCUCUAUUUUGAAUAAAGUUCGAUACUGUAUUCUUAGCAAUAUUCAGUACAUUAUUCAG
Molecule: messenger RNA, 2681 nt
Organism: Mucor mucedo
Lineage: Eukaryota; Fungi; Mucoromycota; Mucoromycetes; Mucorales; Mucoraceae
Product: Mechanosensitive ion channel-domain-containing protein
Exons: 6
Coding region: 89-2533 (814 amino acids)
Biological process (GO): transmembrane transport; monoatomic anion transport
Cellular component (GO): plasma membrane
Molecular function (GO): mechanosensitive monoatomic ion channel activity; calcium ion binding
Source: RefSeq, a predicted model, not a curated record